Molecule: messenger RNA, 1893 nt
Organism: Dermacentor silvarum
Lineage: Eukaryota; Metazoa; Arthropoda; Arachnida; Ixodida; Ixodidae
Exons: 7
Coding region: 1-1893 (630 amino acids)
Source: RefSeq, a predicted model, not a curated record
AUGAGGGACGGAGAAGACGGCGAGGCGUCGCCGGAACGCGUUGACGACACAGACGGAAGCGCGGCGGAAGACGGCGCAGGCUUAGGAGACCCUGUUUCCGAAAAGAGACGUUCAGCGGCCGAAAGACGGGGAAGUCCGCAAAAGAAAGUCAAGACGAAGGCGAACGGCCGAGGAGACAUUGGAAAAGAACAGCGUAGGCGACGCGGGCAGCCGGAGCUCCGACCCGUCUCGGAGGGCAAGAAGGUUCCGGAAGACCUGACAUUGACAGUCCAGGAAAGCUUGAGAAAGUACCGGGUGGAGCGACAACUGUUCAGCGAGCUGCAAGAGCUGAAACGACAUCAGAUCCGCAGCGGGCGGACACACGAGAACGUGCUGGUGAAACGGCUCGUGGAUCGCUUCCGGGAGCUCGUCUUGGCUCCGGGCAUGCGGGAUUUCACGGGACCGUACACCUUCCGCCAUUACGAGCGGUACCUCUAUGGACAACUGAGGGACCUGUCAACGUCAAAUGAUGGCAAGGUACCACCGAAGUACAGGAAGAGGGACGACGACGAGGAGGACGAGUACCACGAGUCGGGAGCCGUAUCGGAUGGCCCGCUGGAAUGCGUCAGCCGGGCGUACGGGCGGAGCCAGCCGGCCGCGGAUGACCGCAGCGUCGGAACAGGAACCAGCGCGAAGGACGUCGGUGGACGCGGCGACCAGACCGAAGUCAGCGGAACAGCAAACAUGGUCACGGCAACAGUAACCGAACAAGGAGAUGCCGUCCCUCUAACGAGCGUAUUCACGGUGGUCAGGGGUGCUCCGCCGCUGCCCUCUGCCGCCCGCAGCACGGGCUACGGCCACGUCCGGUCGAGAGUGUUCCCUCAGAGGCCCGCCGAGAAGGUUCAGCUCGCCGAGUCAACAGUGAGCAGGUCGUCAAAGAGGACCGUCAGGACAAAGAAGGAGGCAUCGACGAGCACGACGGAAGUGGCGAGCAACCAGGCGUCCCGGCUGAGGGUGGAAAAGAUUCGAAAGCAGAGAGAGGAAGAGGAGCGUCUGAGGAGGAGGAGAGAAGAGAUUGCGUCUAAGGUCAUGGCGACGGAAGUGACGUCGAGACUGCACGGUUCAGUGCAGAACCUGCGCAGGAUUUCCGAAGAGGAGUCUCUGGAGAGGGCGGCCGCAACGGACGGGGCUCUUUCGGAACAGGAAGCAAGCGACGCGGCUUUGACGACGCCCAAGCGAAGCUCGGCGCUCUUGCCGUUCUGGGUGCCGCACGAAUCCAAGCGUACCGACAUGGUGGCCAUAGACGACCACGAGAAGCAGCAGCUCCGUUCGAGCGUACGCGAAUCGCUCGGCGAGCAACAGGCCGUGCGAUUCAAGGACUGGAUCAAGGCUCGCCAACAAGGAAGCAGCGCCACGUCGGCCGAGCGUGCCUCUGUCGUGAAGGCGGAUGCGGCCACAGAGGCCCUAGCCCGCGAAGUGCGGCUACGCGAGGGCGACUCGAGCGAGACGGACUCGGGUCACGAGGGCGACGGCAUCCUGCCGGACGACCGGAGGGUCGACGAGGUGGUCCUCCUCGAGAGAGUGAGCCGGAGCUUGCGCAAGAACGUGCUCCCGCAAGAUGUGGUCACCAUGCGACUCAAGCCCUCGCCGCCGACGGCCACUGCUGUCGCCACCGCCGACGAGAUCGAGGCCAUCACUCGCACCGUGCGCAUGAGCGAAUUCCUGGAGGCCGCCCGGAGAGACAUCGUGGUCAACUGCGUCCAGCUCAGGCCGGACAACGUGUCCGAGGGUUCUUCCUCGCUGGAGGAAGUGCCCCCGAGUCCGGCGGCGAGCAGUGGUGACGGCGGCAGCGUGAGCGAUGGCGUCGACGACGACGACGGGGUGCUCGAGUUUGAAAUUCGCCACGGUCGCUGA